Molecule: messenger RNA, 5027 nt
Organism: Mobula hypostoma (lesser devil ray)
Lineage: Eukaryota; Metazoa; Chordata; Chondrichthyes; Myliobatiformes; Myliobatidae
Gene: slx1b
Product: SLX1 homolog B, structure-specific endonuclease subunit
Exons: 7
Coding region: 117-929 (270 amino acids)
Biological process (GO): double-strand break repair via homologous recombination
Cellular component (GO): Slx1-Slx4 complex
Molecular function (GO): 5'-flap endonuclease activity; crossover junction DNA endonuclease activity
Source: RefSeq, a predicted model, not a curated record
GGAAAAGGCGGGAUUGCAUCCGGGCUGUUGGCGCGGAGCGGCCGCCGGUGUGAGAAGGGACUGUCCUCGGCUGCAUUCGGCAUUUUGCAAAGGCUUUGGUUUGCAUUCGAGGAGCAAUGGUGGGCGAACGCGGACAUUUCUACGGCGUCUACCUUCUGCUGUGCAGAAACCCCAAGUUCCAGGGCCGCGUCUACAUCGGGUUCACGGUGAACCCACAGAGGAGGGUCAGGCAGCACAACGCGGGCAAGCGCCACGGAGGGGCCUGGCGCACCAGUGGCAGGGGACCCUGGGAUAUGGUGUUGAUUGUCCACGGAUUUCCCUCGGCAGUGGCUGCACUGAAGUUCGAGUGGUCCUGGCAGCACCCAUCCAGAUGCCGGCAGCUGGCGGGGGUGAGGGGCCGCAGCCGGGCGGAGGGCAGUUACCCCUUCCACCUCCGGCUGCUGUGGGAGCUACUGCGCUGCCCGCGCUGGGGGCGCUUCCCCCUCACCCUCCGCUGGAUCCACCAGCAGCAUCGGCAGGAGUGGCCCCCCGGCAGCGCGCCCCCGCCCCACGUGGCCCUGGCCUUCGGAGAGGUGGGGGGUGGGCCAGCUGAAGAGGGGAGCGAGACGGAGACGGGGAUGGAGAUGUGGACGGGGACCGGAGGAGAGUGCAGCGUGUGUGGCAAACCGCUAACGGAGGACGGGGUGCUGGUCUCGUGUGUCCACCCCUGGUGCACAGCACGAUCCCACAUCAUCUGCCUGGCUCAGAGAUUCCUGCAGGGAGACCCUGAGCAGCUGCUGCCCCUCGAGGGGGUGUGUCCAGGCUGUGGUCGGUCAUUUCUUUGGGGGAACCUGAUGCGACACAUGAGCGAAUCGCGCAAAGACAGAGGGACUGUCUGCCUCUCGGAGCCCCCUCAGCAGGGUCACUGGGCAGAUCUCCUCAGUAUCUGAGCCUCAGGAAGCAAAGAGACGACCUGCUGGAGGAACUCGGCUGUUCGAGUGGAGGCUGUGGGUGGGGUGUCAGGAACCGUUGAUGGGUGUUGUCCAGACAGGAAGGACUGAGAGCGGGGAAAGGGGGCAUUGAAGAGAAAUUUCGUUUCUGUGGUCUCCUGUAGCUCUAGCAACAUCUUUGAGGAAGGGUCCUCCAGUGGGAGUUGGGUCAAGGGUCUCCCAUUGGGUUUUAGGUGGAGGGUCUCCCAGUGGGAGUUGGGUGGAGGGUCUCCCAGUGGGUUUUAGGUCAGGGGUCUCCCAGUGGGUUUUAGGUCAGGGGUCCCCCAGUGGGUUUUGGGUGGAGGGUCCCCCAGUGGGUUUUGGGUGGAGGGUCUCCCAGUGGGAGUUGGGUGGAGGGUCUCCCAGUGGGUUUUAGGUCAGGGGUCUCACAGUGGGAGUUGGGUGGAGGGUCUCACAGUGGGUUUUGGGUGGAGGGUCUCCCAGUGGGUUUUAGGUCAGGGGUCUCACAGUGGGAGUUGGGUGGAGGGUCUCACAGUGGGAGUUGGGUGGAGGGUCUCCCAGAGAGUUUUAGGUCAGGGGUCCCCCAGUGGGAGUUGGGUGGAGGGUCUCCCAGUGGGUUUUAGGUCAGGGGUCCCCCAGUGGGAGUUGGGUGGAGGGUCCCCCAGUGGGUUUUAGAUCGAGGGUCUCACAUUUGGUGUCUGAGUGUUGUGGGAGGACUGGGCCAGAGAGAGACCAGGGGUCAGUUGAGUAAAAUCCCUUUGUCACUCCCUGUGCCAAACCACUCAGUGUCCAGGCCCCAGUCUGUCCCUGACCAAUCCCAUCAAAUCACCACAGCCAUCUCUGUCCCCCACACUCCUACUUUCUCCAUGCCUCCUCCCUCCCAUCUCUGUGUCUCUCCCAUUUAUACCAGAAAUUCAAGUGUCGGGGCAGAAGUGAGUGCUGUUGCUAUUUUUAAGAAGAAGGUGCUUGGGAAGCUGAAAGAUCUGAAGGUAGAUAAGUCACCUGGACCAGAUGAACUACACCCCAGGGUUCUGAAAGAGGGGACUGAAGAGAUUGUGGAGACAUUAGUAAUGAAACGUUACAAUAUAUGGUACACUUUGGUUGUUUGUCAGUGUUUGUGUGUAGUUUUUGAUUGAUUCUAUUGUAUUUCUUUGUUCUAAUGCGUAUUUGUUCCCACAGGAAAAUGAAUCUCAGGGUGGUAUAUGGUGACAUACACAUACUUUGAUAAUAAAAUUUACUUAACAAACUUUGAUCUUUUGUGAAUCUAGGAUUUGGUACGGUUCCGGAGGACUAAAAAUUUGUGAAUGUCACUCCACUCUCUCGGAGGGAGGGAGGCAAAAGUUAGGAAAUUAUAAGUCAGUUAGCCUGACCUCAGUGGUUGGGAAGAUGUUGUAGUUGGCUAUUAAGGAUGUGGUUUUGGGGUCCUUGGAGGCGCAUAAUAAAAUAGGCACUAUCAGCACGGUUUCCUUCAGGGAAACGUGAUGCCUGACAAAUCUCUUGGAAUUCUUUGAGGGGAGUAACAGCCAAACCACAUCUGCUCAACCUUCCCAUCUCCUUGACAAAGGAGUCAGUGGGUUGGAUUUUCAGAAGGUCCUUGACAAGGUGGCACACAUGAGGCUGCUAAACAGGGUAAGAGCCCACGGUAUUACUGGAAAGAUACUAGAAUGGAUAGAAGAUUGCUGAUUGGCUGGAGGCAAAGAGUGCAAUAAAAUCAGGUUUAUCAUCAGCAUCUUGUGCGGUGAAAUUUGUGGCUUUGCAAGAUGUUAAAUUACAAAAUAAAUAAAUUACAGUAUAUACUAAAGGAAUAGCGAGGAAGUGUUUAUGGAUCGGUUGUCUGAUGGCAGAGGGGAAGAAGCAUGUUCCCUAGUCACUAAUCUUCAGACUCCUGUGCGCCCUCCUGGUGGUAGCAAUGAGAAGCGGAGGUGGGUGGUGUUGAGGGUGUUUACUGAUGGACACCGCAGCUGCCUCUGGAAGGUGAGAGUGGUGGGGAGGGUUGUGACCAUGUGGAGUAGACUGUGUCCACAGCCCUCUGCAGCCUGCCAUGAUCCUCCCCACCGGGGGGCGAUGUACCAAAUCAGAGUCCUCUCCACGGUACAUCCGUAGACGUUUGCCACAGGCUUUGGUGACAUGCCAAGUCUCCUCAAAAGCCUAAUGAAAUAUGGCCACUGAUGUUCCUUCUUCAUAAUUGCAUCAGUAUGUUGGGCCCCACACAGAUCUUAAGAGAUAUUGACACACAAGAACUUGAAACUGCUCCCCCGCUUUCCACUGCUGAUCCUUCUAUGAGGACUCAUGUGUGUUUUCUCAACUUCCCCUUCCUGAAGUCCAUCAUCAAUUUCUUGGUCUUACUGACGAUGAGUUGCUGCAAAACCACUCAAGCAGCUGAUCUGUCUGGCUCCUGUACGCCCUCUCGUCACCAUCUGAAAUUCUGCCAACAAUAGCUGUGUCAUUGGUGAAUCUAGAGAUGACAUUUGAGCUGUGCCUCGCCGCACAGUUGUGGGUGUAGAGAGAGUAGAGCAGUGGGCUAAGCAUGCAUCUUUGAGGUGCACUAGUGUUGAUUGUCAGUGAGGAGGAGAUGUUAUUGACUGUGUUGCCCCGAUGAGGAAUUCAAGGAUCCAGUUGAAGAGGGAGGUAACAGGCAGGUUUUGGAGCUUGUUGAUUAGAACUGAGGGUAUGAUGGUGUUGAACACUGAGCUGUGAUCAAUAAACAGCAGCCUGACACAGGUAUUGCUGUUGUCCAGGUGACCCAAGGCCAGUGAGAUUACAUCUGUGGUAGGCUUGGUGUGACAGCAAUUUGCAGCAGUUCCCAUUCCUUGCUUAGGCAGGAGUUAAUUCUAGGUAUGACCAAUCUCUCAAAGGACUUCAUCACAGUCCAUGUCAGUGUAUCAGUGUUCUUCUUGGGCACUGAUAUGAUUGUUGCCCUUUUGAAGCAGGUGGGAACUUAUGCCUGCAGCAGUGCGAGAUUGAAGGGGCUGGAAUGGAGGGGCUACUGCACAGGACCGAAAGAAGCUGCAGGAGGUUGUAAAUCUAGUCCGCUCCAUCCUGGGUACUAGCCAGGACACCUUCAGGGAGUGGUGUCUCAAAAAGGCAGCGUCCAUUAUCAAGGACCUUCAUCACCCAGGGCAUGCACUUUUCUCACUGUUACCAUCAGGUAGGAGAUACAGAAGCCCGAAGGCACACACUCAGUGAUUCAGGAACAGCUUCUUCCCCUCUGACAUCCGAUUCCUAAAUGGACGUUGAAUCUUUGGACAUUACCUCACUUUUUUAAUAUACAGUAUUUCUGUUUUUGCAUAUUUUUUUAAUCUGUUCAAUAUACGUAAUUGAUUUACUUGUUUGUUAUUAUUUUUAUUUUAUUUAUUAUCUUUUCUCUCUGCUAGAUUAUGUAUUGCAUUGAACUGCUGCUGCUAAGUUAACAAAUUUCACGUCACAUGCCGAUGAUAAUAAACCUGAUUCUGAUUCUGAAAGAUGUCCUUGAACACUCCUCCCAGUUGAUUGGCACAGAUUUUCAGUGCCCUACCAGAUACAGCAACCUGGAAAUAAAACUGGUCCUUUCUUGUUGACUGUUAGUAACUAGUGAUAUUCUGCAAGGGUUAGUGUUGGGACCACUGAACGUUUCCUAUAGCAAAGGAGUCUACGACCAAAGGGCACAGCUUCAGAAUAGAAGGACGUCCCUCUCCAUAUAACCAUAUAACAAUUACAGCACGGAAACAGGCCAUCUCGGCCCUGCUAGUCCGUGCCGAACUCUUACUCUCACCUAGACCCACCAACCUGCACUCAGCCCAUAACCCUCCAUUCCUACUGCACAGAGUCUUGUCAUCUUCAGAAGUUUUCGGAUGACUCUGCCAUAGUUGGAUGCAUCAGCAAGGGAGAUGAGGCUGAGUACAGGGCUGCGGUAGGAAACUUUGUCACAUGGUGUGAGCAGAAUUAUCUGCAGCUUAAUGUGAAAAAGACUAAGGAGCUGGUGGUAGACCUGAGGAGAGCUAAGGUACCGGUGACCCCUGUUUCCAUCCAGGGGGUCAGUGUGGACAUGGUGGAGGAUUACAAAUACCUGGGGAUACGAAUUGACAAUAAACUGGACUGGUCAAAGAACACUGAGGCUGU